AUGGCUGGCUUCCCUCUGGGGAUGGAGAUAGCUGAUGCCGGAGGAGGAUCCGGCAACAACAACAACAAUAACAGGCAACAGCAUUUCCGAUCAUCGCAUCGUAUCGGUAUCGUCUCGCUGUUGCUGCUGCUGCUGAUCGCUGACGCGUCGAGCGGCGGCGGCGUCGGGGGUGGUACAAGCGGCGCGGGCGGUAGCGGUAGCGGUAGCGGUGGCAGCGGCAGCAGCGGUGGUGGUGUCAGCAUCAUCGGCAGCGGCAUUGGUGGUGGCACUUGUGGGUUAGCCGAGUUGACGUGCCGAGACGGCCACUGUGUCCCGAUUGACGCUUACUGCAACGGCGAGGAUGACUGCGGUGAUGGCAGCGAUGAGCCGACGAUGUGCACACCGUGCAAUCGCACGUACCACGGCCGCGAGGGCCACACGUACAAGUUGGACCUGCCCAGGCCAGCCGAGGAACGUCUGCCGUUCCUCUGUCAUCUGACGUUCACCGCGGCCGGCCAGGGCUACGGUGAACUGGUCCAACUGCUGUGGGACGCGUUCAGCGUUGGUCGUGUCGACGCGAACGCUGAUAACUACUUCACCAGCUGCCCCGAGGGUUCACUUCAGCUCGCUGAACUCGGUAGACACUUCACUGGCGGCUCGUGGUGCGGCGUCAGCGAGGGUCGUGCGUCCUACUACAGUGAAACCAGUACUGUCACUGCCUCUAUACGGCUGUUCCACGCACCGUCCGCGGUGCCUUUUGAGUUUCGUCUCCGUUACCGCUUCGUCGCGCGUAAUGAAGCGGUCGCCCGACUGGGCAAACCAGAACUGCCAAUCGAGCGGGGUUCCCCGGUACCGGGCACUUACUGCUCCCGUAACUUCUACGAGUGUCACCUGAAGCAAUGUCGGCUGCAGAGUCCAAACUAUCCUGGCGAGUAUCCACGCAACGCGAGUUGCCUGAUCACCGUGCGCCAGAAGGAGGUACCUACAUGCAAGCAUGCCAUGAUAUCCGUCAAGAGCACGCCUACCGGUCCAGUUGGUCUCAGUGCCACUGUUAACACCAGCCUCAGUGUCUGGCAGGACUGUUCGCCGGAUCGGGACCGUCUAAUCUUCCGCGACGGUGCACGCACGGAAGACCCGGUCCUCUUGGUGUAUUGCGGCGGUCCACUGCCACAGGUGACCGCACGUGGACCCGCCAUGCAGGUGGAGUUCCGCAGCUCGCCGGUCGCGAUACCACUGGGCGCGUCGUCCCUGCGUCUCGAGCUCGAGCUACGUGUGAUCUACGUCGACUCGGACGGUCUGGAUUAUGCCAAGGGUCCGCAAGGCUGCCACUUCUUCGUAAAUGGCACCGGCGUCGGCAGUAAACGUAGCGGUACGAUCCGCGCACCUUUGCACGCGUUACCUCCCGGCUCCAGCUGCACGUGGAACAUCAAGGGUGCCAUCGGCGACCGUGUGUGGAUAUACUUCUCGUCGUAUUCUCAGCGUGAUCUCACUGGUAAUGGCGAAAACAACAACGCCAGCGUCGGACAGUUGACCCCGGACAUCUCCGCGGCGUCGGUGUGCGCGGUUAAACUCAUCUUCUGGGAUGGCGCGCCGAAUACGGGUCAGCCGAUGGCCACACUGUGCGAUGACACGCCCAAAUUGUGCGCUCAUGCGGCUCUUCGUAAUGUCACCAGGAGCACCAGGCCGUGCACCGAGGAGGAGAGCUAUCUAACGACCGCUCCGAGUCUAACGCUGCGCAUGGAAACUGUUCUGGGUACCGCUCUUCAUCCGAUUAACUUCCACGCACGAUACGAAUUCGUUUCCACCGUUCAGACCGGCGAGCCUUGGGGCGAUGGGAUCUGCAGUCGAAUAUGGCGCAAAGUGCACGUCGGCGAGGUAAUGUCGCCGCGUGACGUACGUCUAUUCGGCCGGGGUGGUGCCAGCAAGUUGGAUUGCAGGUAUCGUGUGGAAGCUGGGAGUGGAGAGCGAGUUCGUUUGACGCUGCACAACGUUAGUCUGGGCGAGUCCACCAUGUGCACAAGCGAUUCAGACCCACACACUGGUAAACCACGCUGCGUUCAGGAAGUGGGAUCCAGGGAAGCGCGUCUGGUCAUUUACGAAGCGCCAUGGCGGGAUGUGAAGCUACCCCGAGCGUGUCUAUGCGACAAUACGUCACACUUGCCACUUACAUACAUCACCUCCGGUCGUGCGCUAGAGAUAACUUUCUUGGUGGAUCAGCAAGCGCCCCACGAAGAUUUUGAAACACUCUUUUUCUACGCCAGCUUUGAGCUCAUCCGUGUGCCAGAAUGUCCACGGAAGCAACGUAUCCGCGGCGAGGGUGGUGAACUGAGAUUCGUCAAUCCUCCGCUGUCGAGACCAGAUAUCUAUUGCGAAGGUCUUCCGUGGUUGGUGGAGGCGCACGAGAACAGGUCACUCUUCGUCCUGACCUGGGGCUGGUUUCUGCCGUUGGAACCACCGCCACUCGCCGGUCCCGAGAUAUCUGGUGGUGUUAGCGGUACCAGCAGUGGCGUCAGCGGCGAUCAGGUCAAGUGCCCGACCACCAAUCGCAUCCUUCUCUAUUCUGGUUGGCCGCCGAAGUUGCUGAAGGUGGUGUGCCCAGCGGAACCGGGCGCCCGCGAAUUCACCGUGCACGUAUUCUCACAGGAAUGGUUAGGCCCGACAGAGGAGGGUAAGUGGCCGGGUCCACCCAGGCCACCCGCAUUGUUGUUGGACUUCGUGGCGCGGGAAUCCGGUCAGGCGGCCGCCUCCUGGCUGGAGAUCUCCAAGAGUCGCGCGGCGCUACGCCGGCAGCUGCGUCUCCCGGAGAGAAUCGCCGGCGGAGUGAUUGAGAACGAAACGAACGGCAUGCCGUCGUACAUCGGCGACUGCCCGCACAAAUGCCCCGAACUGGGUGCGUGCAUCGCCGCCAGUCUCUGGUGCGACGGCCACGCGCACUGCCCAUCCGGUCACGACGAGGCCAACUGCGGGAACGGCGCGCGGUUGCUCGGACUGCUCCCGCCUACCAUAUGGCUUGUCGUCACCGGCGUCGGUGGAAUUGUCACUGCCUUCGCGUGCCUAUUCACUAUUCUUAUUAGCAGAUCCAAAACUCGCACAAAGAGACUUCACUACAAGGGGCCGAAGAGCAAGAAGCCGCGACGUGCACCAACCGAGGAGACGCUUCUGGGAGCGGCAUCCUGACAACAGCCGCCCGGUUUCGUGGAAUACAUUCACGUGGACCGGGAAACGACUGUCUAGCGAUGCUAAUUCUGUGCUUCACCGUCCAAUGACUAAUUCUAUUCAAUAAAUCCUCCCCCAUA
Cyphomyrmex costatus is the source of this 3275-nucleotide messenger RNA. RefSeq lists its product as uncharacterized. Lineage: Eukaryota; Metazoa; Arthropoda; Insecta; Hymenoptera; Formicidae. Gene Ontology annotation, cellular component: plasma membrane. The transcript is spliced from 6 exons. Gene Ontology annotation, molecular function: protein binding. The record is from RefSeq and is a predicted model, not a curated record. The coding region runs from base 1 to 3156 and encodes 1051 amino acids.